Molecule: messenger RNA, 7092 nt
Organism: Myripristis murdjan (pinecone soldierfish)
Lineage: Eukaryota; Metazoa; Chordata; Actinopteri; Holocentriformes; Holocentridae
Gene: epas1b
Product: endothelial PAS domain protein 1b
Exons: 16
Coding region: 434-3058 (874 amino acids)
Biological process (GO): regulation of transcription by RNA polymerase II; cellular response to hypoxia
Molecular function (GO): DNA-binding transcription factor activity, RNA polymerase II-specific; RNA polymerase II transcription regulatory region sequence-specific DNA binding; protein dimerization activity
Source: RefSeq, a predicted model, not a curated record
GGACGGAGAGCGAGGGGGGGCUCUGGGAAUUUCAGAGCAGCCAGCGAGGAAACUUUUGACGAGCGGACAUCAAGCGGCUCUCAUCGACAGCUCGCAACGCGAAAGCAGCCUGCGGACUUACCUUGGGGUGAACUGGGUGAAAGGCUAUACAAUCCUCGGCAGUGCUCUGAGACUGUAUAGCCCCGAUCCCCUCCAGCCUGCAGCCGCGAUCAGCCCUCUAACAUGGACUGAAGCGGAGCAGCGGGUUUCAUGACAUAACUUUGACUGGCUUACUUUGACCGCAAAGGAGUGCGCACGUCUCACUGCGCUGUUUGCAUUCGCAUGUACUGUUUGCUUUUUUUGUUUUUCUUUUUGAAUUUCGUGCCUGAAGCUGGACUUGGACUUUCGGGGAAUUACGCCAUCGUCAAGUGGGGUUAUUUUGCAUAAGCAGAAAAUGACGGCCGAUAAGGAGAAAAAGAAGAGCAGCUCAGAGCGGCGUAAGGAGAAGUCGCGGGACGCGGCGCGCUGCAGGCGCAGCAAGGAGACGGAGGUUUUCUACGAGCUGGCCCACCAGCUGCCUCUGCCCCACAGUGUCAGCUCCCAUCUGGACAAGGCCUCCAUCAUGAGGCUGGCCAUCAGCUUCCUGCGCACACGCAAGCUGCUCGCCACAGGCUGCAGCAGCAGCGAGUGUGAGGAGGACAGGCAGAUGGACAGUCUGUACCUGAAGUCUCUGGAGGGCUUCAUCACCGUGGUGACGUCUGACGGCGACAUGAUCUUCCUGUCCGAGAACAUCAGCAAGUUCAUGGGACUCACACAGGUGGAGCUCACCGGCCACAGCAUCUUUGACUUCACCCACCCAUGUGACCAUGAAGAGAUCAGAGAAAACCUGAGCCUGAAGACAGCUGGUAGUGGCUUCGGUAAGAAGGGCAAGGAGCUGAGCACUGAGCGCGAUUUCUUCAUGAGGAUGAAAUGCACCGUGACCAACAGAGGACGCACGGUCAACCUCAAGUCAGCCAGCUGGAAGGUGCUGCACUGCACCGGCCACCUGAAGAUGUACAACAGCUGUCCUCCCCGCGUGCUGUGCGGCUACAAAGAGCCCCCGCUCACCUGUGCGGUCCUGAUGUGCGAACCCAUCCCGCACCCGUCCAACAUCGACACGCCGCUGGACAGCAAGACCUUCCUCAGCAGACACAGCAUGGACAUGAAGUUCACCUACUGUGACGAGAGGGUAACAGAGUUGAUGGGUUACACUCCUGAGGAUCUGCUAGGUCGCUCAGUCUAUGACUUUUACCACGCCUUGGACUCAGACAGCGUCACCAAGAGCCACCAGAACUUAUGCACCAAGGGUCAGGCAGUGAGCGGUCAGUAUCGCAUGCUGGCGAAGAACGGAGGCUACGUCUGGGUGGAGACCCAGGGAACUGUCAUUUACAACAGCCGCAACUCUCAGCCCCAGUGUAUUGUGUGCAUCAACUAUGUUCUCAGCGACAUCGAGGAGAAGUCGAUGAUUUUCUCCAUGGAGCAGACGGAGGCCCUGUUCAAGCCUCGCCACAUGAGCAGCUUCUUCACGGUUGGAGGCGCGGGUGUGGCCGGAGAGCCGGGCGAUACCCUCUUCUCUAAACUCAAAGAGGAGCCGGAGGACCUCACCCAGCUGGCUCCAACACCCGGGGACGCAAUCAUCGCCCUCGACUUUGGUCGUCCCCAGUUUGAGGAGCCCCAGCAGCCAUCAGCAUACAGCCAGGUGUCAAAAUCCUCCAUGCCCCCUCCAGGGCCUCCGUCCUGUGCUAGCGAGAGCCACAAGUCGCCCCCCCAGGCCCCGGCCCCAGUUCCAGGGGACAUGGCUAGCAUGGCUGGCACAUUCACUGUGCCGCAGAACCCACCACCUGGCAGCGCCACCCCCAGCCUCAGCAGCUGCUCCACGCCCAGUAGCCCAGGUGACUACUACAGCUCAGUGGAGAGCGACCUAAAGGUGGAGCUCACCGAGAAACUGUUUGCCCUGGACACAGAGGGCACCAACAGCCCUGCAAACACUGAGACGGACUUGAGUGACUUGGACCUGGAGACCUUGGCUCCCUACAUCCCCAUGGACGGAGAGGACUUCCAGCUCAAUCCCAUCAUCCCUGAGCCAGAGCCAAUGGAAGCAGGGGCAGCGGGAUCCCUGGGAGGGCACAACCUCACCUCCCACCACCCAGCCACCCAGCGCAGCUUCAGCAACAUCGCCAGCCUCUUCCAGCCCCUGUCCUCCCCUCCACACCCACAGGGGCACUACCAGCCCCAGAUGACUGCGCCCUGGGCUCCGGGCAAGAAGAGUGACCCCAGCCAGGGCUCUGUGGACUCCCGAGCUGUGUCUUACAUGUCGGGACAGAAUCCUCCAUACCAGGCCCCAGCCAGCACCCCUCUGUCCUCCAUGGGUGGCAGGCAGAAUCUCCACUGGCCUCCGGACCCUCUGUUAACCUACGAGCAACAGCAACGGGCAAGCAAGGCAUACCUGAUGGAGUCUUUGUCAGGAGAGGAGCGCCCGUCCUGCCAACAGAACAUGCCAAAUCAUAUGCAGAAACAGAGAUCCAUGGAGAAUUUUCUACAAGCCUACAGAGACAUGAGCCCAGCCAGGGUGGCCAUGGCCAACAGUAUCAAACGCUCCUUCACCCAAAUGGCAGUGGGUGAAAGUAAGCCAUCAGAAAUUAUAUGGAAGAAGAUGAGAGGUGAUGGUUGUGCCACCAUGGAUCGCUCCCUCAGUGCAGGCUCACUUGCAGAGCCAGGAAUGGGGAGACUGAUGCCAGGCAGCGGGUCCCAACGUCUCAGCCUUCUGCAGCAACACAGGAAGUCUCAGUAUCCAGGAAGUGCGUUAGGUGGUGUGCAUAAGAAGCCCUUCUCCCAGCAGAGCUGCAGCUACACAGAAUACAACAUGCUGUCCUCCAACAAGGCAGAGGGUGUAGCCAGUCGUCUGCUGGGCCCGUCAUUCGAGUCCUACUGUCUGCCGGAGUUGACCCGCUACGACUGUGAGGUCAACAUCCCGCUGCAGGGCAACCUGCACCUCCUCCAGGGCAGUGACCUGCUGAGAGCCCUGGACCAGGCCACCUAGAGCACCUGAAUGAAACUCAGCCAUAGUCCCAGACUUACCCUGUCCUGUACCUCUGACCACAACCCGAGGCCUCGGCCAGGACCUUCACUUUUGCACCUCUGGCCUUUCAAAGCGCCUGAGGCCAAACUACCUAGGGAAUGGUAUUCAAACCCACAGCCUGCCUUAUUUAGCUUUCCCUCGUUCCUCUCCCUUUUGUGCCUACAUCCUUAGCUGCAGAACUAGGCAUUAGUCCUUGCACACCCAAACACGCUGAGAUGUCAGGCCCAGGCCACUUAGUGCCAUGGGAUUCAUACACACAACCUGCCUUAAAGCCAGACUGUCCCUGCCGUGUGCCAAACAUCUACAAUCAUUUCUCCACCUACAAGGUCUGCUUCCUGCCACAGUCAGAUAAAGGUGAGAACCCAUGGCCAGGCAUGGCAUUCAAACCUCAAACCUGCAUCUUAUCCAGGCGCUGUCUAGUACACAAACUCACACCCAGCAAUCUCCUCCCACACACACUCUCUAUCGAGGCCUCCACGCAGCCCCACACCCUCUUAACUCUAACAACUGACUCUUCUGGCUCUUGAGAGCAAGGCUACAAAAGUAGACUGAGACUGUGCUACCUGUACACUAAUAGGAACGCAAUGAUCCUUCACUUGUUGUAUUUGACCUGCAGUUGGGCCUAGCGCUGUUUUCUUGCCCUGUUUCCAAGCCCCAGUCCAAGUCCCCUGUCCUAUUCACCCAGCCUCAGCCUUUUCUGCAUAUGCUAUAUGCAGGCACACUCACACACACACACACACACACACACACACACACACACACGCACACAUGCACAGACAGUAUCAGCCUAACUCUGCCUCUUCGUGCCUGAAUCCAUCCCACCUGAAUCAUUACAUCACUAGCCUCAUCUGAUUGCUAUUUGAAAAUAGCCCAGUGACACGGCACACUGAUUCAGGAUGAGUCCCAGGUCAUCCCGCCUGCCUGUCUGCCUUUCACGAUGUAAUUGGUUAACAAUGGCUUUAGGUGUGUUUGGGUCAACUUUAUUGCCAUAAAUUAUACACAUUAUAUCUUUAUUUUAGAUAUUUAGUAAUGAGAUAAUUUGCUUUCAUCAGAUCUCCCCACAUUUUUUUAAUUCAUAUCAAUGGGACACUUUACCCUAUAAUAACCAUAUUGUGUCUCUCUCUUUGCAUUUAUUUUCUUAUGCCUUAAUACAGUAGCCCUACCUACCAAUUCUUCUAUUUUUGUGUCUCUCUCUCAUAGACACACUAAUAAACAUAUAUUGCAAUACAUGUACCCUACUGUAAGUUUGACAUUGUAAAGUCUGUCUUGUCUUGCCUUUUCCACUUACUUGUGUCUUGUGGCUUUGGUUUGAUCUAAAAAUCUCUGCUUCUCUCUCUUGCCCUCUCUCUGUCUUGGUCAGGUAAAUAGUUUGUGCUACCACAGGGUUUAUUCUUUAUUAAUGGAGUCAAUCCACUGAGCUAAUGCUAAUAGAUGCAGCAUCAGAGUCAGCUUUAUUGGCCAAACAAAUAGCACUUGCAAAGAAUUUGGCUUUUGGUGUAUAUGUGCUUGUGUGAUUACAUAUUAUAGGCUUUCCUGGACUUCACACAUCGCACAUGAUACCUUAAUUUGGCAGGACGUAGCAGACAAUGUAGGACAGGUCUGUCGUCCAUACUUACUGCCCCUGCACGAAGGGACGGCUACUUUUGUUUUGGUGCAGCACAGCAGCCUGGAAGUGACUUUGAAGCAGAAUGUUUGUAUCAUUGCUUAUUUUGAGGACAAGGCCAGUUUUCUUGUAAUCCAAGAUGGAGAUUGGCUGCCCAUAUCAGAAAGCCAAAUUAUAUUAGCUGUUCUGAUAAAUUGCUUAGAAUUCACAGUCUACUUGGAGUAUGGUUUAGGUUCUUUGAAACAAGUGAAUGGAAUUUGACCCAUGUUUCAAAUGCUUCAAAACGCUGUUGAUAAUAUCAUGCCUUCAGAAUUAGUCUCCUGUCUGCCUUCAGUGGAAACACUCACUUGUUCUCACCCUUGUUCUCUAUUUCCUCUCUGAAAUGUCUCCCACAGCCUCGCUCUCACAUUGUCUUUCUCUUUCUAAGGUAAAUGUCUUUGUGUGGUGACCACUUUUGAGUAUGAAUCAUAGAGCUUUGUACACAUAUAGGUUAUGUAUUUAAAAGACAGAGCUAUAAUGUUGAAGAUAGUGUUUUUAGUGUUUAUGUGUUCUGGUACUUUGUCCUAUCUACCCUGUAGAUGCACAUGGAACAGAUUCCUUAUGCGGAAGCAGAGCUCUCUUAUAGUGCUGGUUCUCUUUUGUUGUGCUGUUGUGGCAUUUUUUUUUUUUCCCCACCAGAGUUUUAUUCUAAAAUAUCUAUUGAAUCUUUUGGCAGGCCAGUACUGUUUUUUUUUUUUUUUUCUUGCUUUAAAAAGAUAAAACAAAAAAGAAAACAACAGAAAAAAAAAAUCUGAUGAAAAGUGAAUAUCAGUUUUCUAAGUUUCACUUUUUUGACAUGUAGCAUUUUGAAUAUUGUACACAUGGCAAAGUUGCCGCAGAAUUUAAUCACAUAGUUUUCCAAUUGCAUAUAUAAAGCAAUGGUGCUUCAUAGACAAUGUAUCUGUUCUUAAUUUUUAGAACCAACAUUUAUUAUGUCUUUUGGAUCCACUAACACUGUAUAUUGACGUUCUGCCUUACGUUUGUGCUGAAAUUCUCUUUAAAGUUGAUUUAUAACUGAUAUAAUGUGCCUUAUUUUUACCUUAUGGUUGUCUCAAAACAGAUUCAACCCUGAAGUAUGCCCUUCAAGUGCACAGAGUGUGUUCCCCAUAAUCUGUAGAUGACUAUUUUCUACUUUGGGGGAUUAUUACAGAACAUAAGCUAGAGUGUCCAUCCUAUCUUACAAAAAAAAAAAAAAAAAAAAAAUAGAUGGUAAAAUCCACUUUUGCUUUUACUGGAGAAUAUCCUAAAUCCACACAUUGGUGUUUGGCUUACAUGUAACUCCAUAUCAUUACUCUGUGUAGACGCCCUCCAAAACCCGUUGUCAGGGGCAACCAAAGAGGGAACUUCUUCCUGCCUAGUGACUGACAGGUUGUGUCGAUCCAGCUCAUCACCUGUGGUUCAGCAGAGUUGCUGCAGAUGCGCGGUAAAUAAGAACAAUCCCCAUUGCAUCAAUAGACAACCAUAGCAGUUAAAUACAUAAAAUCAACUAAACCUGCUACAAAAUGUCGAGCCACAUGAGUUUGCUCAGAGCUGAUUGGCAAAGACAUAAUCACAGAAAAAAAGAACAGAACAAGACGUUGUUGUAAGCCCAGAUAUUUAUCCGAUAAUAGAAACUUUAGCUUGGAUCCGGUCCUGUCUGAACUGGCAGAAACCCCAAAGUGUAGACGUGAUUUCAGAAUUAAGAUGCUUCUGUAAUAAUCCCCAAGGUUAUAUAGUCCAAAUCCUUUUGAUAGCCCCUGUCAAGCCUCCUCUGACACAUUCCCUUAGAUCCCGGUAGAGCCAUCAGUUGAGCAAUGGAAAUAGACGCCCCUUUAGUUUCUACCAGAACCCAGUGUAGAACCCCCUGGUGAUGACAAGUGGAGAGGUCAGAGCGGAGUUAAAUGCUGCAAGGUUUUUACGGAAAUGGAUCCCCCUGCUCAUCAACUUUUGUGUCUGUUGAUGAGGCUGCAUGUGGGUUUUAGGGUUGGUUGAAAAAGAUUUGACUGCACAGUAAAAGUUCCCCUGAGGUUGCACGCUGGGAAAGGCAGCGGCGUCCACCAAAACCGGCGCCUCACUUUUGGCCGAAGCCACCAAGCAGCUGGUCAUUGUGCGUAAACACAGAUGUCCGAGGUUUAUUGUUGUCAUUGUGGAACCGCUGCGGAAAAUAACUCGCCGAAAUGGCCUGAAUCCUGUUUUGAGUAAUGGUGGCUUGACAGCUCCAUGGUUACAAGACAACAAUGGGUCGGACACAGUGCUGCACAAAUCUCCCAAAAAUGUCCUGUGGACUUUCAGGGACUGAUACUGUCAGAGAUACAGGUGAUACUGAAGGUCUUAAGUAAGGGUGGUACACUUAGAAUUUUUGAUUUUUCACAUU